CAUGUAUAGACAAAUGCAACACAGAAUGUAAAUAUAUGUCAUUGACAUAUUCAGCUUUGUUAUUUUUGAACAAUUAUGGAAAAUAAUUGACUCUUUAUUUUUUUUCAGGUGUUGGAAGUGGCAUACAAUACACUGCCCUCUAUGUAACACUUGGUUACAAUUUUAAAAGAAAUGUCAAUAUAGCUUCAGGCUUCGCUGUUUCAGGAGUUGGUGUCGGAACUUUUAUUCUUACUCCAGUAUUCGCUUACCUAAUGACAAUCUACACGUUAGAGGGAUUGUUCAUCUGUUUAGCGGGAUUGUCGUUACAAACUGUUGCUUUCGGUAUAAUGUUCUUUCCCUCUUCUCUAGAAAUGCAACAUAGACAAAAUUCGUCAAAUUUUCAUAAAGCAAGACAAAGCGAGAAUUCAAGUGAAGAUUCGUUCUCUGUGGUUUUAUUGAGAUUGUUUAAAACAUUACACUUUGUUGUCCUGUUGAUUGGUAUCGGCAUUGGUAACUUUGGCACGUAUAUCGUUUAUAUACAUUUUGCUAACUACACCAAACACAAAGGAGCAACUGAAAUACAGACUGCAUUCUUGUUGUCGGUAAUAGGGCUGGGUUCGUGUGUGUCUAGGAUUUUGACUGGGUUAGCUUGCAAUUCAAAAGUCAUUGACGAACCCACACUAUUGUUUGGUACCUAUACAAUAUGUGGAAUAUUUACUACCCUGUUACCUAUUUACAGUCAUACAUUUACCGGACAGCUCGUUUUUGCAAUUGCUUUUGGACUAUACGCUGGAUGUCUGUAUGGAAUUAUGAAUGGAAUUACUUUACGAUAUCUGCCCUUAAAUUACCUCGGUACCGCGGUGGGAAUCGAACUCGCCGUUAUAGGAUUUGCUAUAAUGACCGGACCUCCUGCUAUAGGUUUGAUAACAGACGUAACUGCCAACUAUGAUAUUGGGGUAGUAAUAGCAGGAUUAUGCAUUUUAGUAGGAGCCGUUCUGACAUUAGUUGCGGAAUCGUGUUAUACUACGAACAAGAACAAUGACAUUAGUGAUUGUAACAAGGACUUUAUCAUUUCUCUGACUGAAGAUGUAUCACCGAAAUUGGAGACAAAAGAGGAAUACGGACAGUGUAUCGGUAAUGAUGAGACACAGUCAAAUAAGGAGUCGGACAUGAUGCUUGUUGGAUAGCGAAAACCAGGAUGUUAUUGUGCAGUGUGGAAUCUGAUUUGUUUAAAUACCAGAAGUAAAAUUAUAGACUGUUUUCAUUUUAAACAGUAACAGUACGUACAAAAGAAAA
Molecule: messenger RNA, 1275 nt
Organism: Pecten maximus
Lineage: Eukaryota; Metazoa; Mollusca; Bivalvia; Pectinida; Pectinidae
Product: monocarboxylate transporter 10-like
Exons: 3
Coding region: 252-1166 (304 amino acids)
Biological process (GO): monocarboxylic acid transport; transmembrane transport
Molecular function (GO): monocarboxylic acid transmembrane transporter activity
Source: RefSeq, a predicted model, not a curated record